Molecule: messenger RNA, 1993 nt
Organism: Lingula anatina
Lineage: Eukaryota; Metazoa; Brachiopoda; Lingulata; Lingulida; Lingulidae
Product: NF-kappa-B inhibitor alpha
Biological process (GO): cellular response to tumor necrosis factor
Cellular component (GO): cytosol
Molecular function (GO): NF-kappaB binding
Source: RefSeq, a predicted model, not a curated record
GAAAAGGGGAAUCCCCUCAGAAAUUGCCCACCGCCCGCACGGAUACUAAAAAGACGCAAUACGGAAAGUUUGCGCUCCUUUAAGUCAAAAAAAGCAGAGCGUUACGAUAAAAAACAGGACAAGAAUUCAUUCAAAAUGAGUGACCUACCGUGCGACGUGGAAACAGAUUGUGCUUAUGAUGCUCCUUUCAAUCGAGUUGGUUCGAGAGAAGACGAAAUAGAUUUGUCAAAAUUGGACUACUCCAGGUUACAACCUCCGCCAUAUUUGUUAGGGAAACCAGAAACGGACACCUCGAGCGGCACGCGAUUUGAUUCAGGAUUCGGCUCAAUUGGAUCUUUCAAUUCAUCCACAUCAGACUCUUUGACAGAUGGAAUAGACAGAUUGAAAUUAGAAUCACAGCCUAUUUCUGAAUCAUGUGAACAGGACAGAGGUUCUGAGCGUAAAAGUGAUAGUGACAGAAUUGACAGUGAUCAGGGUUUUACUGAGGACAAUGACACGCCGUUUGCUCCUGCGAACGGCCAGCUAACUCAGCAACAAAUUGAUUUGUAUUCUCAAGACGAGGACGGAGAUACCCAGUUACACGUGGCCCUGAUACAAAUGGUAGAAUAUGUAGCACUGCAGAUCAUUGACUUGGCUCCUUACUUUAAAUGGGUCAAUAUCCAGAACAAUCUGGGGCAAGCACCUCUGCACUUAGCAGCCAUCACAAAACAACCAGUAGUGAUCCGCAGACUGAUGUGUGCAGGUGCAAGCGUGGAGCAGCGCGAUCGCCAUGGGAACACAGCCCUACACAUAGCGUGCCGUGAGGGACACAUUGAGGGGGUGAGAAUGUUGACCACACCAGUUACACACAGAGAGGUCAGCCAGAACACAUACCAAGUACCAUACCAGAAGAUUCCUCAAGAUCUCAAUGCACGCAACUACAACGGAAUGAGUUGCCUUCACCUGGCUGCAGAGAGAGGUCAUGUGGGUGUGGUAGACUACCUGGUGAAACUGGGAGCAGACGUGAACAUUGAGGAUGGAAAGAGUGGAAGGAACAUUCUUCACCAUGCAGUUGAGAACCACAACGUUGAGUUAAUCUACUACUUGCUGCAACAUACAGACAUCAACUUGGAGGCUAAGACAUUUGACUUCAAAUCAGCACUUGGUCUGGCCAUGGGUAGAAAGUUCACAGAUAUCGCCACUGCUUUGGUCAACGCUGGAGCAGAUUUUGCACAGUGGACAGAUAUAUUCUCAGAUCCCUCAGAUGAAGGCUCUGAUGAAGAUCUGAUUGAUGAUCUUAUGAUUGGUGGACAACCAGUUCACUAGUUGGACAAGUGCCAAUGGUAGUUUUGCCGACAGACUUUACAUGAGAAGAUGUAUUUUUAUUUGUAAAAAGAGCUUUCUCUGGAGUCUUGGAAACUACUCUUCCAGCUUCUUUCAGAUUGAUGCCAGUCUUACACAGACAGUUACAGUAGAGAACUGGUUUCAUAACCAUUCAAACUAAUUCUUUUCAAUAGCUGCAGACUUAGUAUUCUCUAGGACUGUCAAAGUCCAGUAGAGUUUGCAUUUUUAAUUUAAAAAAAAUUUGGAGGCAUCAUAUUUCAAAGAAUUUGUUUUAGAAAUUUUGUAUCUGAAGUUCGUAGUCUUUAUUACAAAUGAACUUUUCAUAACAUCAUAUUAGUAAUUUUAUUGAGAGAAGUCUUCUUUGAAACCGUUUUAAAUCUAGAGGCUGUAAAUUGACAGCACAUGUAGACUAGUAGUUUUCAAGGCCGACUGGUCCAGCUUAAUUCAAUCCAUGAAAACUCAUUAAUUUACAGCACAAAAAUAUAUAUUUAAAAUAUCUGCAAUAUCUUUUGAUUCUUCUCUAGAUAAAAUAAUCUGUACUAAAUCAUUAAUUUAAUGAUAACCAAAUGAAAACAGUUGUGCAAACCCUGAUCUCAAAGUUUUGAGAGUAGACAGGUGAAUAGUAUGAACAGAAGUGUACAUAUGUAAAUAAAUAUAUGCAUAUUGUUAA